UAGUGGUGACAGGCACGCUUUUAUUCGGUAGACUUGAUAGCAGCGAUCACUUUUUAGCGUGUAAAAGGGUUUUACGGCUCGGAAAAUCGAGCGCAUUUAAAGACAAAAAGUAAACAAACCCGUUUCCGCGCUGUGUUUGAGACGCUGUUGGUGGCCAGGCGGUUUGUUUUUUUUUUUUUUUUUUUUGUGCGGCAGCACAGCGGAGCGGAGGAGGCGGGGUCUCGCGCGAGCGGACUGUCCUGCGGAUGCAGCACUUUGACGCAGUUCGGAGCCGUUCCGCGCGAGCGCUGCCAUCUCGACGUCUUGCUGCCGUUGCUUCCGCCGUCGCCGUUGUUGUUGUUGUUGUUGUUGUUGUUGUUGCGGUUGCGGUGCCACCUUGUUACGCAAUGCACAGGUGCAGCCUGUCGUAUUCAGACACUUUUAUUUUAAAACUGAAUGGGGCCAUGACUUUGACGCCUUGCAUGUCAUAAAUACCACAGCAGUAAACCAAGAUUUUUUUUUUCCCUACAAAAUGUAGCUGGAAUGGCUUGCUUUUGUGCCCUUGCUUUCCAAGUCCCAAGGAUUGAAGGCCUUUCUCUCAGCAGACUGAUCUGAGGCUUCCUGCUCCAAGAACAGUUUUCGUUGCUCCUCAAACCGCAGACCUGUGCACCUGAGAGUCUAUGAGCCCCCCGGUUUAUGCUCAGCUGGAUUCGGUGGAAUCGCUGUUCAACGAGCUCCCAUAUAUGUUUUAUCUGGGCCUUUUUUUCGUGAACGUCCUGAUUCUCUACUAUGCCUUCUUGAUGGAGUACAUAGUUCUCAAUGUGGGGAUCGUCUUCCUGCCGGAGGACAUGGACCAGGCACUGGUGGACCUGGGCGUGCUCUCGGACCCUGGCUCAGUUCCCUAUGACACUGACAUUGAGCUGGAUGUGUUUGAGGGGUACUUGGAGUGAAAGACCUUGGGUUUGUGGACCCUGCAGUGAAGACACUUGGAGUAGAAGUACCUGGGCUGAAGAUACUUCUGAUGGAGGUACGGCAUGGAGUGAUGGAACUUGGCAUGAAGAUGCUCCUGGUAGAGUAAAGAUACCUGGAUUGAUGGAACCUGUAGAGGAGGAACCGCUGCCUGGAGUAUUGAGUAUCCAUAAAGGAUGCCAGCACGCAGCAAAGAUGAAUUCAGGUGGACAGCGAUGGACACAAGCUGCCCUUACAGGAAUGUGUUUCUCAGGUGGCUUUGUGAACAGCUGGAAGACUUUUUGGCACCAGAAUCCCUCAUGGGGACUCAACACAUGGCAAAGCAAUACUUCACUUCUGACACGAGAACAGCUGUUUCAUCCUAGAGAUAACCUUUUGGAGACUUUUUUUUUUGCAUCUGCAUCGUUAAAGUACUAAUAACAAUGUAAUUUGCAUCUUCAUUGGGGCUAUGCCCUUUAGAAUGAAAGGGUUGAGAGGGUGCAUAUUUAUAUUUUUAAUGCUUUUGAAUCCUCUUAUAUGCAAGAAAGUGAAAGGAGAGAAUUUCACAAUUUAAAUACAGUAAUAUAGUUUUGGCAUCCAUUGUACAACUGCUCCUUCUUUGCACCAAUGACCAUUUUUGUUUGUGUACAGAUUUUUUUUUUUUUUUUAAAUAAAGGUGAGCUACAGGAAGCCA
Molecule: messenger RNA, 1621 nt
Organism: Scleropages formosus (Asian bonytongue)
Lineage: Eukaryota; Metazoa; Chordata; Actinopteri; Osteoglossiformes; Osteoglossidae
Gene: dexi
Product: Dexi homolog (mouse)
Exons: 2
Coding region: 660-929 (89 amino acids)
Source: RefSeq, a predicted model, not a curated record